UCCUAUUCAGUGGAUGGAGCUGGGGGAGAGUCCCUUGUUCAUACAGCAGUGAAUAUUUUCUAUAGCCAACGAUAACUUGAAACUGACAGCUUUUGAAGAUGUCUGACGGCGGUGGAGCUGAAGAUGGUUCUGGCACCAUGGAGGUGUCUGCUGCCGUGCAGACGGUGGCCGACACCUCGGUGCUUCAGAAGCAUAUCCGCAAGCUUGUCCCGCUGCUCUUAGAAGAUGGCGGCGAAGCACCGGCCUCCCUGGAAACCGCCCUAGAAGAAAAGAGCUCGGUAGAGCAGAUGAGAAAAUUCCUUUCAGAUCCUCAAGUGCACACCAUUCUGGUUGAGAGGAACACCCUUAAAGAGGAUGUUGGGGAUGAGGGAGAAGAGGAGAAGGAGUGCAUAACCUACAACAUCUCCAUUGACAUACACUACGGGCUGAAAUCCAACAGCCUGGCUUUUAUCAAGAGGACUGGAGUCAUUGAUGCAGACAAGACCAUUUCCAGCCAGGUGCGCGUGCUGACUCUGAGUGAGGACUCCCCCUAUGAGACCCUGCACUCUUUCAUCAGUAAUGCCGUCGCCCCUUUCUUCAAGUCCUACAUCCGGGAGUCUGGCAAGGCUGACAGGGAUGGUGACAAGAUGGCACCCUCUGUGGAGAAGAAAAUCGCUGAGCUGGAGAUGGGGCUGCUGCAUCUGCAGCAGAACAUCGAGAUCCCGGAGAUCAGCCUCCUCAUCAACCCCAUCAUCACCAACAUCGCCAAGCAGUGCUACGAGCGCGGGGAGAAGCCUAAGGUCACCGACUUUGGUGACAAGGUGGAAGACCCAACCUUCCUCAAUCAGCUGCAGUCAGGGGUCAACCGGUGGAUCAGGGAAAUCCAGAAGGUGACCAAACUGGACCGUGACCCUGCCUCUGGAACUGCCCUGCAAGAGAUCAGUUUCUGGCUGAACCUGGAGCGUGCUCUGAACCGCAUCCAGGAGAAGAGGGAGAGCCCCGAGGUGCUGCUCACUCUGGACAUUCUCAAACACGGCAAACGCUUCCAUGCCACCGUCAGCUUCGACACCGACACCGGUCUGAAGCAGGCUGUGGAGACCGUCAAUGACUACAAUCCCCUGAUGAAGGACUUCCCCCUCAAUGACCUCCUGUCUGCGACUGAGCUGGAUAAGAUCCGCCAGGCGUUGGUGGCCAUCUUCACCCACUUGCGGAAGAUCCGCAACACCAAGUACCCCAUCCAACGUGCCCUGCGCCUGGUAGAGGCUAUCUCGCGGGACCUAAGCUCCCAGCUCCUGAAAGUCCUGGGCACCAGGAAGCUGAUGCAUGUGGCCUAUGAGGAAUUUGAGAAGGUCAUGGUGGCGUGCUUUGAGGUGUUCCAGACCUGGGAGGAUGAGUAUGAGAAGCUGCAGGUGCUGCUGAGGGACAUAGUGAAGAGGAAGAGGGAGGAGAACCUGAAGAUGGUGUGGCGCCUGAGUCCCGCCCACCGCAAGCUGCAGGCCCGUCUGGAUCACAUGAGGCGCUUCCGACGGCAGCAUGAGCAGCUGAGGGCCGUCAUCGUGCGCGUUCUCCGCCCCCAGGUGUCAGCUGUUCCCCAGCACACGCAGGGUGAGGCUGUGGAGCCACCUGAUAUGAAAGUGGCUGAGGUUCUGUUUGACGCGGCUGAUGCCAAUGCCAUCGAGGAGGUGAACUUGGCCUAUGAGAACGUGAAGGAAGUGGAUGGCCUGGAUGUGUCCAAGGAGGGCGUGGAGGCCUGGGAGGCGGCCAUGAAGCGCUAUGAUGAGCGCAUUGACCGUGUGGAGACACGCAUCACUGCCCGUCUGCGCGACCAGCUUGGUACCGCGAAGAAUGCCAAUGAGAUGUUCCGCAUCUUCUCCCGCUUCAACGCACUCUUUGUGCGGCCGCACAUCCGUGGCGCUAUCCGCGAGUACCAGACACAGCUCAUCCAGCGCGUCAAGGACGACAUCGAGUCGCUGCACGACAAGUUCAAGGUGCAGUAUCCACAGAGCCAGUCAUGCAAGAUGAGCCACGUGCGUGACCUGCCACCCGUCUCGGGCUCCAUCAUCUGGGCCAAGCAGAUUGACCGGCAGCUGACGGCCUACAUGAAGCGCGUGGAGGACGUGCUGGGCAAGGGCUGGGAGAACCACGUGGAGGGCCUCAAGCUCAAACAGGAUGGCGACAGCUUCCGUGCCAAGCUCAACACGCAGGAGAUCUUCGAUGACUGGGCCCGCAAGGUGCAGCAGCGCAACCUGGGCGUUUCGGGCCGCAUCUUCACCAUUGAAAGCAGCCGUGCCCGCGGCCGCACAGGCAACAUGCUGAAGCUGAAGGUGAACUUCCUGCCGGAGAUCAUCACACUCUCCAAGGAGGUGCGCAACCUCAAGUGGCUGAGCUUCCGCGUGCCGCUGGCCAUUGUCAACAAGGCCCACCAGGCCAACCAGCUGUACCCCUUCGCCAUCUCGCUCAUUGAGAGUGUGCGCACCUACGAGCGCACCUGUGAGAAGGUGGAGGAGCGCAUCUCCAUCUCCCUGCUGGUGGCGGGCCUGAAGAAGGAAGUGCAGGCCCUCAUCACAGAAGGCAUUGCCCUGGUGUGGGAGUCCUACAAGCUGGACCCUUACGUCCAGCGUUUGGCUGAAACAGUCUUCAACUUCCAGGAGAAGGUGGAUGACCUCCUCCUCAUCGAGGAGAAGAUCGACCUGGAGGUGCGUUCCCUGGAGACCUGCAUGUAUGACCACAAGACCUUCACUGAGAUCCUGAGCCGUGUGCAGAAAGCUGUGGAUGACCUCAAUCUGCACUCCUACUCCAACCUGCCCAUUUGGGUCAAUAAGCUGGACAUCGAGAUUGAGAGAAUACUUGGGGUGCGUCUGCAAGCCGGCCUCAGGGCCUGGACACAGGUGCUGCGGGGGCAGAUGGAGGACAAGGCUGACGUCGACAUGGACACAGAGGCUCCUCAAGUGAGCCACAAGCCUGGAGGAGAGCCAAAGAUCAAGAAUGUUGUGCACGAGCUGCGCAUCACCAAUCAAGUCAUCUACCUAAAUCCUCCCAUAGAAGACUGCCGCUACAAGCUCUACCAGGAGAUGUUUUCAUGGAAAAUGGUCAUCCUCUCCCUCCCAAGGAUCCAGAGUCAGAGAUACCAGGUGGGCGUGCACUAUGAGCUCUCGGAGGAGGAGAAGUAUUACAGAAAUGCCUUAACGAGGAUGCCCGAUGGCCCGGCCGCUCUUGAGGAAGCCUACAACGCAGUGAAGGAGAACGUCAAUGAGGUGGAGCAGUAUGUCAAGGUGUGGCUGCAGUACCAGUGUCUGUGGGACAUGCAGGCUGAGAACAUCUACAACCGCCUCGGGGAAGACCUCAACAAGUGGCAGGCCUUGCUGGUCCAGAUCCGCAAAGCCAGAGGGACUUUCGACAAUGCAGAGACCAGGAAGGAGUUUGGCCCUGUGGUCAUAGACUAUGGCAAGGUCCAGUCUAAAGUGAACCUGAAGUAUGACUCCUGGCACAAAGAGGUGCUCAGCAAGUUUGGGCAGAUGUUGGGCAACAACAUGCAGGACUUCCACUCCCAGAUCUCCAAGUCUCGGCAAGAGCUGGAACAGCAUUCUGUGGACACGGCCAGUACCUCGGACGCUGUGACUUUCAUCACCUACGUGCAGACCCUCAAGCGCAAGAUCAAGCAGUUUGAGAAGCAGGUUGAUCUCUUCCGAAAUGGCCAGCGGCUCCUGGAGAAGCAGCGCUUCCAGUUCCCACCCUCCUGGCUCUACAUCGACAACAUUGAGGGUGAGUGGGGUGCUUUCAGUGACAUCAUGAAACGCAAGGACACGGCAAUCCAGCAGCAGGUGGCCAACCUGCAGAUGAAGAUUGUCCAGGAGGACCGGGCCGUGGAGAACCGCACCACUGACCUGCUGACGGACUGGGAGAAGACCAAGCCUGUUGCUGGGAGCCUCCGUCCAGAGGAGGCGCUGCAGUCCCUCACCAUCUACGAGGGCAAGUUUGGCAGGCUGAAGGACGACCGGGAGAAGUGCGCCAGAGCCAAAGAGGCCCUGGAGCUGACUGACACGGGGCUGCUGAGCGGCAGCGAGGAGAGAGUGCAGGUGGCGCUGGAGGAGCUGCAGGACCUGAAGGGAGUGUGGUCUGAGUUGUCAAAGGUGUGGGAGCAGAUCGAUCAGAUGAAGGAGCAGCCCUGGGUUUCUGUUCAACCACGCAAGCUGCGUCAGAGCUUGGAUGGCCUUCUGAACCAGCUGAAGAACUUCCCUGCACGACUGCGCCAGUAUGCCUCUUACGAGUAUGUACAGAGGCUGCUCAAGGGCUACAUGAAGAUCAACAUGCUGGUGAUCGAGCUGAAGUCGGAGGCACUGAAGGACCGCCACUGGAAGCAGCUGAUGAAGAGGCUCCAUGUGAACUGGGUGCUGUCAGAGCUGACGCUGGGCCAGAUUUGGGACGUGGACCUGCAGAAGAACGAGAUGGUGGUGAAGGACGUGCUGCUGGUGGCCCAGGGAGAGAUGGCCCUGGAAGAGUUCCUCAAGCAGAUUCGGGAGGUUUGGAACUCCUAUGAGCUGGACCUGGUCAACUACCAGAACAAGUGUCGCCUAAUCAGGGGAUGGGAUGACCUUUUCAACAAGGUCAAAGAGCACAUCAACAGCGUGUCAGCUAUGAAGCUGUCUCCCUACUACAAGGUGUUUGAAGAGGAUGCACUCAGCUGGGAGGACAAGCUGAACCGCAUCAUGGCCCUGUUCGACGUGUGGAUUGAUGUCCAGCGCCGCUGGGUCUACCUGGAGGGCAUCUUCACUGGCAGCGCCGACAUCAAGCACCUGCUUCCUGUUGAGACCCAGAGGUUCCAGAGCAUCAGCACAGAGUUCCUGGCUCUGAUGAAGAAAGUGACCAAGUCACCCCUGGUGAUGGAUGUGCUGAACAUCCAGGGCGUGCAGAGGUCUCUGGAGAGGCUGGCCGACCUGCUGGGCAAGAUCCAGAAGGCGCUGGGCGAGUACCUGGAGAGGGAGCGCUCGUCCUUCCCCAGGUUCUACUUUGUGGGUGAUGAAGACCUGCUGGAGAUCAUUGGCAACAGCAAGAACGUGGCCAAGCUGCAGAAGCACUUCAAGAAGAUGUUUGCCGGAGUGUCCAGCAUCCUCCUGAACGAGGACAACACUGAGGUGCUGGGCAUCUCUUCCCGAGAGGGAGAGGAGGUACUCUACAAGACCCCGGUAUCCAUCACAGAGCACCCCAAGAUCAACGAGUGGCUGACCCUCGUGGAGAAGGAAAUGAGGGUCACAUUGGCCAAGCUUCUGGCUGAGUCUGUCACGGAGGUGGGCGCCUUCAACAAGGGCACCGGCAUUGACCUGGGCACCUACAUCGACUGGAUUGACAGAUACCAGGCCCAGCUGGUGGUUCUGUCGGCUCAGAUUGCCUGGUCAGAAAACGUGGAGAGCGCCCUGACCACCAUCGCGGGCGGCGGGGACAUGUCGCCCCUGCAGGGGGUCCUGUCCAACGUGGAGGCCACACUGAACGUGCUGGCCGACACCGUACUGAUGGAGCAGCCCCCACUGCGUAGGAAGAAGCUGGAGCACCUGAUUACAGAGCUGGUUCACCAGAGGGACGUGACCAGGGCCCUGAUCAAGAACAAGAUUGACAACUCCAAGUCCUUUGAGUGGCUGUGCCAGAUGCGCUUCUACUUCGACCCCAAGCAGACCGACGUGCUCCAGCAGCUGUCCAUCCAGAUGGCCAACGCCAAGUUCAACUAUGGCUUUGAGUACUUGGGUGUCCAGGACAAGCUGGUCCAGACCCCGCUCACAGACCGCUGCUACCUGACCAUGACGCAGGCUCUGGAGGCUCGGCUCGGUGGCUCCCCCUUCGGUCCUGCUGGUACUGGAAAGACGGAGUCAGUGAAAGCUCUCGGUCACCAGCUUGGACGCUUUGUGCUGGUCUUUAACUGCGAUGAGACUUUUGACUUCCAGGCCAUGGGACGUAUCUUCGUGGGGCUGUGUCAGGUGGGCGCCUGGGGCUGCUUUGACGAGUUCAACCGUCUGGAGGAGAGGAUGCUGUCGGCUGUCUCCCAACAGGUCCAGUACAUCCAGGUGGCCCUGCGGGAGCACAGCAACCCCAACCGAGACCGCAGCUCUCCCAUCACCUGUGAGCUGCUGAACAAGCAGGUGAAGGUGAGCCCUGAAAUGGCCAUCUUCAUCACCAUGAACCCGGGCUACGCCGGCCGCUCCAACCUGCCCGACAACCUGAAGAAGCUGUUCCGCAGCCUGGCCAUGACUAAGCCUGACCGGCAGCUCAUCGCCCAGGUCAUGCUGUACUCCCAGGGUUUCCGCACUGCUGAGACUCUAGCCAAGAAGAUUGUCCCCUUCUUCAAGCUCUGCGACGAGCAGCUGUCCUCUCAGAGCCACUACGACUUCGGGCUGCGAGCUCUGAAGAGCGUGCUGGUGAGCGCUGGCAACGUGAAGAGGGAGCGCAUCCAGAAGAUCAAGCGCGAGAAGCGUGAGCGUGGUGAGGACGUGGACGAGAAUGAGAUCGCCGAGAACCUGCCCGAGCAGGAGAUUCUGAUCCAGAGCGUGUGCGAGACCAUGGUGCCCAAGCUGGUGGCGGAGGACAUCCCCCUGCUGUUCAGCCUGCUCUCGGACGUCUUCCCCGGAGUGCAGUACAUGCGUGGGGAAAUGACUGCCCUCCGUGAGGAGCUCAAGAAGGUCUGCGCUGAGAUGUACCUUACCUAUGGGGAUGGAGACGACGUGGGGAGCAUGUGGGUGGAGAAGGUGCUGCAGCUCUACCAGAUCACCCAGAUCAACCAUGGCCUUAUGAUGGUGGGCCCCUCAGGCAGCGGGAAGACCAUGGCCUGGAGGGUCCUGCUCAAGGCCCUGGAGAGGCUGGAGGGCGUGGAGGGUGUGGCCCACAUCAUUGACCCUAAGGCCAUCAGCAAGGACCACCUCUACGGCACCCUGGACCCCAACACCCGCGAGUGGACUGAUGGGCUAUUCACGCACGUGCUCAGGAAGAUCAUUGAUAAUGUGCGCGGCGAGCUGCAGAAGCGGCAGUGGAUCAUCUUCGACGGUGAUGUGGAUCCCGAGUGGGUAGAGAACCUCAACUCGGUGCUGGAUGACAACAAGCUGCUGACCCUGCCCAACGGGGAGCGUCUCAGCCUGCCGCCCAAUGUGCGCAUCAUGUUCGAGGUGCAAGACCUGAAGUACGCCACGCUGGCCACCGUGUCCCGCUGUGGGAUGGUGUGGUUCAGCGAGGACGUGCUCAGCACCGACAUGAUCUUCAACAACUUCCUGGCCCGCCUGCGCAGCAUCCCGCUGGACGAGGGCGAGGAUGAGGCGCAGCGCAUGCGCAAGGGCACCGAAGACGAGGGCGAGGAGGCCGCCUCCCCCAUGCUGCAGAUCCAGCGGGACGCAGCCGCCAUCCUGCAGCCGUACUUCACCUCCACGGGGCUGGUGAUCAAGGCGCUGGAGCAUGCCUCUAAGAUGGAGCACAUCAUGGACUUCACCAGGCUGCGCUGCAUGGGCUCCCUCUUCUCCAUGCUGCACCAGGCCUGCCGCAACGUGGCGCUCUACAACAACAACCACCCAGACUUCCCCAUGCCUAUCGACCAGCUGGAACGCUACAUGCAGAGGUACCUGAUCUACGCCGUGCUGUGGUCCUUCUCUGGUGACGGCAGGCUGAAGAUGAGAGCAGAGCUGGGCGAGUACAUCCGGCGCAUCACCACCGUCCCGCUGCCCUCGGCGCCCAACGUGCCCAUCAUCGACUACGAGGUUUCCAUCACAGGUGAAUGGCAGUCGUGGCAGGGCAAGGUGCCCCAGAUUGAAGUGGAGACUCACAAGGUGGCAUCUCCCGACGUCGUGGUGCCCACCCUGGACACAGUGCGCCACGAGGCCCUGCUCUACACCUGGCUGGCAGAGCAUAAGCCCCUGGUUCUGUGCGGCCCGCCUGGGUCUGGUAAAACCAUGACCCUGUUCAGUGCCCUCAGAGCCUUGCCUGACAUGGAGGUUGUGGGUCUGAAUUUCUCCAGCGCCACCACCCCCGAGCUUCUGCUGAAGACAUUCGACCACUACUGCGAAUACCGGCGCACACCAAACGGCGUGGUGCUGGCACCGGUGCAGCUGGGCAAGUGGCUGGUGCUGUUCUGUGAUGAGAUUAACCUGCCAGACAUGGACAAGUAUGGUACUCAAAGGGUCAUCUCCUUCCUCAGACAGAUGGUGGAGCAUGGAGGAUUCUACCGCACCUCAGACCAGACCUGGGUCAAACUGGAGAGGAUCCAGUUUGUUGGGGCCUGUAACCCCCCCACAGACCCUGGCCGAAAGCCCCUUUCACACAGGUUCCUACGCCAUGUGCCAGUGGUGUAUGUGGACUACCCCGGCCCUGCCUCCCUCACCCAGAUCUAUGGAACCUUCAACCGUGCCAUGUUGAGGCUCAUCCCGUCCUUGCGCACCUACGCCGAGCCGCUCACCGCCGCCAUGGUGGAGUUCUACACAAUGUCACAGGAGCGCUUUACCCAGGACACCCAGCCACACUACAUCUACUCCCCCCGAGAGAUGACCCGCUGGGUCAGGGGGAUCUUCGAGGCCCUGCGGCCCCUGGAGACGCUCCCUGUCGAGGGACUGAUCCGCAUCUGGGCCCACGAGGCGCUUCGUCUCUUCCAGGACAGGCUGGUGGAGGAUGAGGAACGCCGCUGGACUGAUGAGAACAUUGAUACGGUUGCCUUGAAACACUUCCCCAACAUCGACCGCGAGAAGGCCCUGAAUCGACCCAUCCUGUACAGCAACUGGCUGUCCAAGGACUAUAUCCCUGUGGAGCAGGAGGAGCUGAGAGACUAUGUUAAAGCCCGUCUGAAGGUCUUCUAUGAGGAGGAGCUGGACGUGCCUCUGGUGCUCUUUAACGAGGUCUUGGAUCACGUCCUCAGGAUCGACCGAAUCUUCCGCCAGCCACAGGGCCACCUGCUCCUCAUUGGGGUCAGCGGAGCUGGGAAGACCACCCUGUCCCGCUUCGUGGCCUGGAUGAACGGCCUCAGUGUCUACCAGAUCAAGGUGCACAGGAAGUACACAGGCGAGGACUUUGACGAAGACCUGCGCACCGUGCUGAGACGAUCUGGCUGCAAGAAUGAGAAGAUCGCCUUCAUCAUGGACGAGUCCAACGUGCUGGACUCUGGCUUCCUGGAGCGCAUGAACACCCUGCUGGCCAAUGGAGAGGUCCCCGGUCUGUUCGAGGGUGACGAGUAUGCCACCCUGAUGACCCAGUGCAAGGAGGGUGCACAGAAGGAGGGCCUGAUGCUGGACACCCACGAGGAGCUGUACAAGUGGUUCACCAGCCAGGUCAUCAGGAACUUGCAUGUGGUGUUCACCAUGAACCCGUCCUCCGAGGGCCUGAAGGACCGCGCCGCCACCUCCCCUGCCCUCUUCAACAGGUGUGUGCUGAACUGGUUUGGAGACUGGUCCACGGAAGCCCUGUACCAGGUCGGCAAAGAAUUCACCAGCAAGAUGGACCUGGAGAAGCCCAACUACAAGGUGCCAGACUACAUGCCCAUUGUGUAUGACAAGCUGCCUCAGCCUCCAACCCACCGUGAGGCCAUCGUCAACAGCUGCGUCUUUGUGCACCAGACCCUGCACCAGGCAAACAAUCGUCUGGCAAAGCGUGGUGGGCGCACCAUGGCCAUCACCCCUCGCCACUACCUGGACUUCAUCAACCACUACGCUGACCUGUUCUCUGAGAAGCGCAGUGAGCUGGAGGAGCAGCAGAUGCACCUUAAUGUGGGCCUGCGCAAGAUCAAAGAGACCGUGGACCAGGUGGAGGAGCUCCGCCGUGACCUGAGGAUCAAGAGCCAGGAGCUGGAGGUGAAGAAUGCUGCUGCCAACGACAAGCUGAAGAAGAUGGUGAAAGACCAGCAGGAGGCAGAGAAGAAGAAGGUCAUGAGUCAGGAGAUCCAGGAAGCUGUCUAUAGGCAGCAGGAAGUGAUCAAGGACAAGCAGUUGCGUGUGAAGCAAGACCUGGACCAAGUGGAGCCUGCUGUCAUAGAAGCCCAAAACGCCGUUAAGUCCAUUAAGAAGCAGCAUCUGGUGGAGGUGCGGUCAAUGGCCAAUCCACCAGGGGCGGUGAAGCUGGCCCUGGAGUCCAUCUGCCUGCUGCUCGGGGAGAGCACCACGGACUGGAAGCAGAUCCGCUCCAUCAUUAUGCGGGAGAACUUCAUCCCCACCAUUGUUAACUUUUCUGCCGAUGAGAUCAGUGAUUCAAUUCGUGAGAAGAUGAAGAAAAACUACCUAUCCAAUCCCGCUUACAACUAUGAGCAGGUCAACAGGGCUUCUCUGGCCUGUGGGCCUAUGGUCAAAUGGGCUAUUGCUCAGCUGAACUAUGCCGACAUGCUGAAGCGUGUGGAGCCACUGCGCAACGAGCUGCAGAAGCUGGAGGACGACGCCACGGACAACAAGUCCAAGGCGGAGGAGGUGGAACAGAUGAUCCGGGACCUGGAGUCCAGCAUCGCCCGCUACAAGGAGGAGUACGCCGUGCUCAUCUCCGAGGCACAGGCUAUCAAGGCUGACCUGGCCGCUGUGGAGGCCAAGGUGAACCGCAGUACCGCCCUGCUCAAGAGCCUGUCGGCUGAGCGCGACCGCUGGGAGAAGACCAGCGAGACCUUCAAGAACCAGAUGUCCACUAUCGCCGGGGACUGCCUGCUGUCAGCCGCCUUCAUCGCCUACGCCGGCUACUUUGAGCAGCAGAUGCGCCAGAACCUCUUCACCACCUGGUCGCACCACCUGCAGCAGGCCAACAUCCAGUUCCGCACGGACAUUGCCAGGACAGAGUACCUGUCCAACGCAGACGAGCGGCUGCGCUGGCAGGCCAACUCUCUGCCCGCUGAUGACCUCUGCACCGAGAACGCCAUCAUGCUGAAGAGGUUCAACAGGUACCCCCUCAUCAUCGACCCCUCAGGCCAAGCCACUGAGUUCAUCAUGAACGAGUACAAGGAUCGCAAGAUCACCAGGACCAGCUUCCUGGAUGACGCCUUCAGGAAGAACCUGGAGAGCGCCUUACGAUUUGGAAACCCUCUCCUGGUGCAGGAUGUGGAGAGCUACGACCCCAUCCUGAACCCUGUGCUCAACAGGGAGGUCCGUAGGACUGGUGGCCGAGUGCUCAUCACUCUCGGCGACCAGGACAUUGACCUGUCACCAUCCUUUGUCAUCUUCCUCUCCACCCGAGACCCUACGGUGGAGUUCCCUCCUGACCUGUGCUCCCGUGUGACCUUCGUGAACUUCACUGUGACGCGCAGCAGCCUGCAGAGCCAGUGCCUGAAUGAGGUCCUGAAAGCGGAGCGGCCGGACGUGGACGAGAAGCGCUCGGACCUCCUCAAACUGCAGGGUGAAUUCCAGCUGCGCCUGCGGCAGCUGGAGAAGUCCCUGCUGCAGGCCUUGAACGAGGUCAAGGGUCGCAUCCUGGAUGAUGACACCAUCAUCACCACCCUGGAGAAUCUGAAGAAGGAGGCGGCAGAGGUGACGCGGAAGGUGGAGGAGACGGACAUCGUCAUGCAGGAGGUGGAGACGGUGUCCCAGCAGUACCUUUCACUGUCCUCCGCCUGCAGCAGCAUUUACUUCACCAUGGAGGCCCUCAACCAGAUGCACUUCCUGUACCAGUACUCCCUGCACUUCUUCCUGGACAUCUACCACACCGUGCUGUACGAAAACGCCAACCUGAGGGCUGUGAGUGACCACACCCAGCGCCUGGCACUCAUCACCAAGGACCUGUUCCAGGUUGCGUUCAACCGAGUGGCAAGAGGUAUGCUGCACAAUGACCACAUCACCUUCGCCAUGCUCUUAGCCAGGAUCAGCCUGAAAGGCAAGACCAGCGAGCCAUCCUACGACGCUGAGUUCCAGCACUUCCUGCGUGGGAAGGAGAUUGUGCUGACGGGAACUGCAGUUCCCAAGGUGAAGGGCCUGACCACAGACCAGAGCGAGGCCAUGGUCCGCCUCAGCCGCCUCCCGGCCUUCAAGGACCUGGUCACUAAGGUGCAGGCCGACGAGCAAUUCUUCAUGUGGCUGGAAAGCAACUCCCCAGAGCUGUCGGUGCCCUACCUCUGGGUCGAGGAGAAAACUUCGAGUCCAAUUGGCCAGGCCGUGCACCAGCUGCUCCUGAUCCAGGCCUUCCGGCCCGACCGCCUGCUGGCCAUGUCCCACAUUUUUGUGUCCAAGGUCCUGGGGGAGACCUUCAUGUCCAUCAUCGAGCAGCCGCUAGACCUGGCCAGCAUUGUGGACAGUGAGGUGAAGCCGGGUACGCCCGUCCUGAUGUGCUCUGUCCCUGGCUACGACGCCAGCGGACUGGUGAGGGACCUGGCUGCCGAGCAGAGCAAGCAAAUCACGUCCAUUUCCAUUGGCUCCGCUGAGGGAUUCAACAAGGCCGACAGAGACAUCAACACUGCAGUCAAGUCAGGCAGGUGGGUGAUGCUGGAGAACGUCCACCUCGCCCCUGGAUGGCUGAUGCAGCUUGAGAAGAAGCUCCACUCCAUGCAGCCCCAUGCCAGCUUCCGCCUCUUCCUCACCAUGGAGAUCAACCCCAAGGUGCCUGUCAACCUGCUCCGAGCCGGCCGCAUCUUCGUGUUUGAGCCCCCUCCCGGUGUGAAGGCCAACAUGCUGAGGACAUUCAGCAGCAUCCCAGUGGCUCGCAUGUGCAAGUCCCCGAACGAGCGUGCCCGCUUGUACUUCCUGCUGGCCUGGUUCCAUGCUGUGAUCCAGGAGCGAUUGCGCUAUGCCCCGCUGGGCUGGUCCAAGAAGUACGAGUUUGGCGAGUCAGACCUGCGUUCGGCCUGUGACACUGUAGACACCUGGCUGGAUGACACGGCCAAGGGCCGGCAGAACAUCUCCCCGGACAAGAUCCCAUGGGCGGCACUGAAGACCCUAAUGGCCCAGUCCAUCUACGGAGGCCGCAUUGACAACGAGUUCGACCAGCGACUGCUCAACACCUUCCUGGAGCGCAUCUUCACCACCUCUAGCUUCGACAGCGAGUUCAAACUGGCCUUCAAGGUGGACGGCCACAAGGACAUCAAGAUGCCCGACGGCAUCCGGCGAGAGGAGUUCAUGCACUGGGUGGAGUUGCUGCCCGACACCCAGACCCCAUCCUGGCUGGGGCUGCCAAGCAACGCCGAGAAGGUCCUACUGACCACUCAGGGCACUGACAUGAUGGGUAAGAUGCUGAAAAUGCAGAUGUUGGAGGAUGAGGACGACCUGGCCUAUGAGACUGAGAAGAAGCAGCGGACCAGCCCCUCAUCUGACGCCCAGCCCGCCUGGAUGAGGACCCUGCACACCACGGCCUGUAACUGGCUCCAGCUCAUCCCACAGUCCGUCAACCACCUGAAGCGCACCGUGGAGAACAUCAAGGAUCCACUCUUCCGCUUCUUUGAGCGGGAGGUGAAGAUGGGUGCCCGAAUGCUGCAGGACGUGCGGCAGGACCUGACGGACGUUGUGCAGGUGUGCGAGGGCAAGAAGAAGCAGACCAACGUGCUCCGUGCCCUCAUCAACGACCUUGUCAAAGGUAUUCUGCCCCGCAGUUGGUCUCGCUACACAGUGCCUGCGUCCAUGACCGUGAUCCAGUGGGUGGGAGACUUCAGCGAGCGCAUCAAGCAGCUGCAGCAGAUCUCUCAAGCAGCCGCCAGCGGGGGCGCCAAAGAGCUGAAGAACAUCCAUGUAUGCCUGGGCAGCCUGUUCGUACCCGAGGCCUACAUCACGGCCACCAGGCAGUACGUGGCCCAAGCGAACAGCUGGUCCCUGGAGGAGCUCUGCCUGGAGGUCAACGUCACCACCUCCCAGGGGGCCGCACUGGAUGCCUGCAGCUUUGGCAUCAAAGGUCUUAAGCUGCAGGGCGCCACCUGUGCCAACAACAAGCUGUCGCUGUCCACAGCCAUCUCCACCGAGCUCCCCCUGACUCAGCUGCGCUGGCUGAAGCAGAGCAAUGCGGAGAAGAGGAACAUGGUCACUCUGCCCGUGUACCUCAACUUCACCCGGGCUGACCUGAUUUUCACAGUGGACUUCGAUAUCGCCACCAAGGAGGACCCUCACAACUUCUACGAGCGUGGGGUGGCUGUGCUCUGCACCGAGUAGACACUGCCUCUCACAGGACAACACAAGAACUAAUACUCAUUCCAAUCUGUAGUUUAGCUCAGCAUGAAACCGUAUCUUAAAAGUAACUAGUGAUGUUAUAAUCUAGAUUCAUUAAAAAAAUUAAACAUUACUCAUUUUGUGAAAGCAGUUCAGAAGGUCUGAGAAGUGUUGUAAGUUAUAAGGCAUGUGUUGGAAGGAAGGAGGUCAGAAUGGAAGGGCUGGAGGAUUUUAAAGAAGGAACUUGUAUGGUUUUUAUGAAAGGAACAUGGUGUUUGG
This is a messenger RNA of Megalops cyprinoides (Indo-Pacific tarpon), 14303 nucleotides long. It is a transcript of the gene dync1h1, whose product is annotated as dynein, cytoplasmic 1, heavy chain 1. The transcript is spliced from 78 exons. The record is from RefSeq and is a predicted model, not a curated record. The coding region runs from base 99 to 14027 and encodes 4642 amino acids. Gene Ontology annotation, cellular component: dynein complex. Lineage: Eukaryota; Metazoa; Chordata; Actinopteri; Elopiformes; Megalopidae. Gene Ontology annotation, molecular function: ATP binding; minus-end-directed microtubule motor activity; dynein intermediate chain binding. Gene Ontology annotation, biological process: microtubule-based movement.